Molecule: messenger RNA, 2742 nt
Organism: Eublepharis macularius
Lineage: Eukaryota; Metazoa; Chordata; Lepidosauria; Squamata; Eublepharidae
Gene: KCNB2
Product: potassium voltage-gated channel subfamily B member 2
Exons: 2
Coding region: 1-2742 (913 amino acids)
Biological process (GO): potassium ion transmembrane transport; protein homooligomerization
Cellular component (GO): membrane; voltage-gated potassium channel complex
Molecular function (GO): protein binding; delayed rectifier potassium channel activity
Source: RefSeq, a predicted model, not a curated record
AUGGCUGAAAAGGCUCCUCCAGGGAUAAACAGAAAGUCUUCUAGGUCAACCCAGUCCCUGCCUCCAGAACCAGUGGACAUAAUCAGGAGUAAAGCAUGUUCAAGGAGAGUCAAAAUCAAUGUGGGUGGACUCAACCAUGAAGUUCUAUGGAGGACUUUAGAUAGACUUCCACGGACACGAUUAGGGAAGCUCAGAGAUUGCAAUACUCAUGAAUCUUUACUAGAAGUAUGUGAUGACUAUGAGCUCAAUGACAAUGAAUAUUUCUUUGAUCGACACCCUGGUGCUUUCACUUCCAUUUUGAAUUUCUACAGGACAGGGAAGCUACACAUGAUGGAGGAAAUGUGUGCCCUUUCUUUUGGCCAGGAGCUAGAUUACUGGGGGAUUGAUGAAAUAUAUUUAGAAUCUUGUUGCCAGGCAAGAUACCAUCAGAAGAAAGAACAAAUGAAUGAAGAAUUAAGGCGAGAAGCAGAAACUAUGAGAGAAAGAGAAGGGGAGGAGUUUGAUAACACCUGCUGCCCAGAGAAAAGGAAAAAACUCUGGGACCUGCUGGAGAAACCCAACUCCUCUGUGGCUGCAAAGAUUUUGGCCAUUGUAUCCAUUUUGUUCAUUGUACUGUCCACAAUUGCACUCUCACUCAACACUCUACCUGAACUUCAAGAACUUGAUGAAUUUGGACAGCUAAAUGACAACCCCCAGCUAGCACAUGUAGAAGCUGUGUGUAUAGCUUGGUUUACUAUGGAGUACCUUUUGCGUUUCCUAUCAUCUCCAAACAAGUGGAAGUUCUUCAAAGGUCCACUAAAUGUGAUUGAUUUGCUGGCCAUUUUGCCAUAUUAUGUCACUAUUUUCCUCACAGAAUCCAACAAAAGUGUGCUACAGUUCCAAAAUGUCCGCCGUGUGGUUCAGAUAUUCCGAAUCAUGAGAAUACUAAGGAUUCUUAAACUUGCCAGACAUUCUACAGGCCUUCAGUCUUUAGGAUUUACUCUCAGGAGGAGUUACAAUGAAUUGGGUUUGUUGAUAUUAUUUUUAGCAAUGGGAAUUAUGAUAUUUUCCAGUCUUGUAUUUUUUGCUGAGAAGGAUGAAGAUGCUACAAAGUUUACAAGUAUCCCUGCAUCGUUUUGGUGGGCCACUAUCACUAUGACAACAGUAGGUUAUGGUGAUAUUUAUCCCAAGACUUUACUUGGCAAAAUAGUUGGAGGGUUAUGCUGUAUUGCUGGGGUGCUAGUAAUAGCCCUGCCCAUUCCUAUCAUAGUAAACAAUUUCUCAGAGUUCUACAAAGAACAAAAACGGCAGGAGAAAGCCAUUAAAAGAAGAGAGGCACUUGAGCGAGCAAAAAGAAAUGGAAGCAUUGUCUCAAUGAAUCUAAAAGAUGCCUUUGCUCGCAGCAUGGAGCUGAUAGAUGUAGCUGUAGAUUCCAGCAAGACUGAGGAAGCAGCCAAUCUGAAACAAACCCCUGAUGAUAAUCAUCUAUCUCCAAGCCGGUGGAAAUGGGCCAGGAGGACAAUAUCUGAAACAAGUUCUAAUAAGUCCUUAGAGAACAAAUACCAAGAAGUAAGCCAGAAAGAUUCCCAUGAAAAGCUAAACAACACUGCAUUAUCCUCCAGUCCUCAACAUCUGAGCGCUCAGAAACUUGAAAUGUUGUACAAUGAAAUUACUAAAACUCAAUCUCAGCCGAAUCUUAAUGCCAAUUACCGAAACCCAUCAGCAAAACCUUCGCUCUGUGAGGAAGAAAUAGAAAUGGAAGAGGUUACUGGACAAGAAGAACUACUGGCAUCAGGACCCAGACAUUUAAUAACUGACAUGAGAAGCAUUUCUAGCAUUGACAGCUUUGCCAGCUGUGCCACUGAUUUCACUGAGACAGACCGGUCCCCACUUCCUCCAUACUCUGGUUCUCAUCUGCAGCUCCGGUUCUCACUCCCAAGUGAGUCUCUCCAUUUAGAAGACCAAAGAGCAAAGAGUUCUCAGCUUUUAUUACUCUCCAGAGAUAAAAUAUUUGCCCCCAGGGACAUUACUUUUGAAUAUCCCACUGAUACUGCUAUGAACACUGAUAACACUGGCUCCCAAACUCCACUUCAAACUAAUUUCCACUUUGACAGUGCGAUGGACAGUCCCAAAAGUUCUCUGAAAGGAAGUAAUCCAUUAAAAUCAAGAUCCCUUAAGGUUAAUUUUAAAGAAAACAGAGGCAGUGCUCCACAAACACCACCUAGCACUGCAAGGCCAUUGCCAGUAACAGCAGCAGCAGGCCUCAUGCAAUCUACUCCUCAGCAUAUCAGCACCAUUCUUUUAGAAGAAAAUUCCUCCCGAGGAGAAGGACCUUUGCUAGGUGUUGAUGUGCCAGCGCUUUGCCAGGGAACUUCCAAGACAUCACCCCCUCAGUUUCCCAAACAAAAGCUUUUUACUUUCCCUUCCAAGGAGAGGAGAAGCUUCACUGAAAUAGACACUGGAGAAGAUGAUGACUUUAUGGAGAUUCCUGGCACAAGACAUGACAAGCAAGAGGAAAUCAAGACAAACUGCUUUGGAGAUAAACACAAAGAUGACAAUCAUUUAACAGAAGAACCUCUGGUCAGCUCUUCUCCCAAACGCUUGUCUCACAACUGUACUCAAGGCAUUUACCAUGGCGGGGGGGAAGUAAAAGCAGACAAUAGCCAAGGAGGACACAAAAUGGAAAACCAUUUGUUUUCCCCAGAAAUCCAUACAAAUCCUGGAGAAGCUGGUUACUGUCCCACACGGGAAACUAGUAUGUGA